Messenger RNA from Cydia strobilella, 7086 nucleotides. RefSeq lists its product as uncharacterized. Lineage: Eukaryota; Metazoa; Arthropoda; Insecta; Lepidoptera; Tortricidae. The coding region runs from base 185 to 2161 and encodes 658 amino acids. The transcript is spliced from 15 exons. The record is from RefSeq and is a predicted model, not a curated record.
AAUUAAUAAAUGAUGAAUGUACGAAAUUGCUAAUGUAAGCAGAUUAAGGCACAAAUAAGCUUUAAAUAGGUUGUUAAACGUAAAUUCUUACUAUGCAAAAUUACCUAUUUGUGUUUAUGUUAUACUUAAAUCAAUAAAUUAGAGGAAAAUUACUGACGUGGAGUGAAUCACCUGAAUUGUUAAUAUGGCGCUGCUCCCGAAACGGUGGUACCGCUCGCGACGCAAUGCGGUUAUCGCCAUGAUCAUCGCGGGCCUGUGCGCGCUAUACUACAUAUACUCGCCCACUGUGAUCACUGAACAAGACUUGGAUAUUACUAGAAGAGCCGCCAUAAUAGAAUAUAUAGAGAACAAGUUGCAGGAGGCCUUGAAACUGGACAGGGGCAUGGGCUGCGAGAUACCGAAACUGGACCCUUUCUCUAAGGAGGUCACACAGUUUGACAAGGAGUUACCGGAGAUCAAAUGCCAAGGGCAGGAUUGGGUCAAAUGCUAUCACUCAAAAUGCCGAGUGAUAGACGCCGUAAAAGACCACCAUAAGGACAUAACGUGUACAUACAGGGACAUAUUGUACCAUUCCGAUGUGAAAUAUACCAUCGGCCCCCCUACUCAAGUGGGGGGAGACGAGAUAUACGAGUUGGAGGACAGUGACCAUGUUAAAGUGUCUUGUGUUGGGAGGAGAAAAGAUGAUAACAAGAAAGCGGAAUGGUCUGGCAAUACUCUUGGUUUCCGGCCCGUCCCGCCGCUCCCCUCCCCCCCGGGGCGAGAGGAUUCAUUCAACGUGGUCAUAUUUGGCUUCGACACGACCGCCAGAAAUGGCUUCAUCAGGCGGAUGAAGAAAAGCUGGCAGUUGUUGAAGGAUCUAGGAUAUACUGUUAUGGAGGGAUACAACAUCUUAGGAGACGGCACGCCCGCGGCCCUGUUCCCAAUCCUCACGGGCAAGAACGAGUUAGAACUACCCGAUGUUAGAAAGAGCAAGCACAACAACGGCAGCCUGGACUCCUUCCCUUUCAUAUUCUACAAGUUGAAGCAGGACGGGUACCGAACAGCCUACUUCGAAGACAUGCCUAACAUUGGUACCUUCCAAUACCGGUUUAAUGGGUUCCGCCGCCAGCCCGCCGACCACUACCUCCGCUCCUUCUACUUAGAAGAUUUGACCACCAGGCCCUCCCCCUCCCAUUGGUGGAAGGCGAAGAAGUCAUACUACUGUCUGGGCGACACGCCGCAGUUUAAAGUCAUGAUGAAUAUCACUGAGCAGUUCCUGGAGUUGGGCGGCAAGCGUUUCAUCUUCACGUUCAUCGCGGAUAUAACUCACGACGACUUCAAUCUUAUUGAAAACGCCGACGACGACACCGCUGCGUUGUUGCAGAGCCUCAUGUCCAGGGCCGAAGAUACGCUUAUAGUCGUCAUGGGAGACCAUGGACCUAGAUACGCGACCGUCCGCGACACCCUCCAAGGCAAACUGGAGGAGCGUCUCCCCCUCCUCGCGCUGCGCCUCCCCGACCGCCUCGCGCGCGCGCGCCCGCGCACGCGCCGCGCGCUCGAGGCCAACGCGCACGCGCUCACCACCGCGCACGACCUGCACGCCACCAUACUGGACGUGCUGGACAUGAGGCAGCACUGGAACCCGUAUAAAGUGCGGGGGGCGGAUUAUACUAGAGGAUUAACUAUGUUAGAACCGAUCCCUCGCAACCGCUCGUGCAGCGAGGCAGGCAUCGAACCGCACUGGUGCGCUUGCCUCGCGUGGCAAAACGUCUCCACCGACGAUCCGUUUUUCGAGAAGACUGCGCACGCGCUCCUUGACUACAUCAACUCGCUAGUCGCUACUGUCGGGAACCUCUGUGUACCCCGAACCCUGACCUCAACGUCGUGGGUGCUCCGCCAGCGCGCCAACAGUAGACUCCUGGCGUUUAAAAACGCGCGUGAUGCCGACGGUUAUGUUGGCCACUUUGACGCCAAAACUAAAGUGGCCAAUGAAAACUAUCAAGUUAAGAUAGCAGUGGGCCCCGGACACGGUAUAUACGAGGCGUCCAUGACGUAUCUAGUCAACGAGGACAAGUUCAUGAUACACACGAGGGACAUAUCGAGGACCAACGCUUACAGAAGCGAGCCAGACUGCAUCAGCAAAACGCAUCCGCACCUGAAUCCAUACUGCUACUGCCGCUGACAUCCGCCAAUAGGGCGGGAAAUACUUUAGUCCCAGUUUCGUAACUUUUGAUAACUAGUUACGAAUUGGGAUCGGACCCAUUUCGUAACUAUCGUCAUCAGUCAAUCGAACGGGAAAUACUUUAGUCCCAUUUUGUAACCUUUUCAAUAAUCAGUGUGUUUAUUUGGUAACUAGUUACGAAUUGGGAUCGGACCCAUUUCGUAACUAUCGUCAUCAGCCAAUCGAAGGGGAAAUACUUUAGUCCCAUUUUGUAACAUUUUUAAUAAUCAGUGUGUUUAUUUGGUAACUAGUUACGAAUUGGGAUCGGACCCAUUUCGUAACUAUCGUCAUCAGCCAAUCGAACGGGAAAUACUUUAGUCCCAUUUUGUAACCUUUGGUAACUAGUUACUAAUUGGGAUCGGACCCAUUUCGUAUCUAUCGUCAGCAGCCAGUCGGACGGGAAAUACUUUAAUCCCAGUUUCGCAACUUUUGGUAACUAGUUACUAAUUGGGAUUGGACCCAUUUCGUAACUAUCGUCAUCAGCCAAUCGAACGAGAAAUACUUUAGUCCCAUUUUGUAACCUUUGGUAACUAUUUACUAAUUGGGAUCGAACCCAUUUCGUAACUAUUGACAUCGACGAAUAGGACAGAAGAUACUUUAAUCCCAUUUCGUAUCAUUUGGUGUUGGUAUCGGGAUCAGAGUUCACGCACACAACAACAUGUAUACAGGGUGUUUGGUAACAGGAUGCAAAGCUGAAAGUAGGUGAUAGUUUAGGCCAUUCAGAACAUUUUAAGGCAUAUAUGUAUUAGACAUUUUUUUUAUUUUAUUUUUUAUUUAAGUUUUAGCAUUUGCUGAUACGAUAGCUACAGCCGUGCUUGAUAGCUUAAAUGAAAUGGCAAAAGAGCAAUAGCCAGCCAAGCAUGUUUCUAGAAUGGUUUGAAUAACCAAGGCUAUUUUAGUUUUUUUUUUAUCGUCCUAAGAAAACACCUAAUUUAUUUUUUUAUUUUUUGCCUUUAACAUCCUGUUACCAAACACCCUGUAUAGGCAGUGAAAUUUUGAAAUGAGAAACACAAGCGUUACAAAUACUUAUUAAUUUUCGCUGUUUGUUUCCCAUUAUCAAUAAAUAAAAAAUAAAUAAAAUAAUUGUCUAGAUACAUAGACAAAGCUAGUACUAGAUCUAAAACCUUUGUGGCUUUUUUAAUUUAUAUUUAUAUCAAAGAGGAUAUAAUAAGAUAGAGCGGUAUUGUCAUAGUAGAUUUUGUAACCACAGUAAAUUCACUGCCAUCUAUCGACACACUUUAAAACUAAAAAUGAAGAUUUAUAAAAAUACGAUAAAAUUUAUUUAAAUAUGGAUAAAUUAAUUUUUUUAUUUGCAUUAAUUAUUUUUAUGAUUUUGACCCAUGUUCUUUCACUGAUAUGCGUUAAAAUUGUUAAAUAACAAACGAAACCGUCAACGCCAUCUAUACGACAGUAGCCCUCUGAUCGAGAAUCAAAUUUUCUUGAUUUUCGAGGCACGUUUUUUUCCUUAGACUGUAUCCAUCUAUUACGGAGUUAUAUCUAUCUUUGGUGAUAUAUAUGUAGCUUAAUUUAUCUGGUAAUAGGUAUGUUAAAUAUGAACUAUGGUGUUCAAAAGGACCUAGGAAUAUGACCAAUAAUCAUAAUGUAUUGUUGGUCAUAUUAUCAUUAGUCCUAAAACUGAAAUCGUUAACUUUUCAGGAUUUUCGGAAGGUUAUCCUGUAGAUAAGUUAGGUUUGUUUUAUGGCAAUCCUGAAAAGUUACGCGUUUCUGAACCAAACAAAUUAUGACUAACGAAAAUGCGGAAAAACACAUUAUGACUUAAAACUUUAUGGAGAAACAAUAGAGACCCGUGCAGGCGGAAAGAUUCAAAGAUAUCUCGAAACAUUGACUUUUUCUCGAAAAUGAAGUUUCCGAAAUGCAAUUUCCAGACUCAAAAUUUAUUGAUUUUUCCUGUAAUUUGCUCAUAAUUUUUAGCUUUGUUAUUAAUUUUAAUCUUUUGAACGUCAAAAACAUCUAAAGUCGUCGUUACUAGUCGUGCCCACAGCGCCAUGGACAACUAUAGUAGGUGUUAUGGCGGACGCUGUCAAAGUAACCUUCACAUUUUCAAGUAAGGUUUACAUUAGCUCGCUUGCGCCCGGGACGUUGGCGUGUGAGUGACUUUUUUGUUUAUAAUAGGGUUAAAAGGCGGAGUGGUUUAACCGUUAGCAAAUAUUCAUUGAUUGUAUGAGAUGAGUUAAAACUAAGACACAUUCGUGCUUCCAAUUGACAGUAGGUGGCGCCGUACGUCACGGCUCCAUACCACAGAAUAACGAAUAGUACUAUAAUAGUACUACCGUACAGAAAAUUCACUCCUUCACAAAAGCCAGAUUUAGGUACAAAAUUAUACCUACACUCGCCGCCUGCCUUCUUUGCGCGCCGCAGUUUUAUGACCGAGCUGCGAGUGUCGGCACGGGGUAGUCACGCCACAAGUUUUUGUACCUAUACCUACUGAUUUAUUAUUUUUAAGAUAAUUCUCUCUGAUUCUCACGGAAGUAGGUAUGCCACAGAAGUACUUAUUCCUUUGAAAAUAUGUCGGUCAAUAUCAAUAUAGUCCGGAAUUUAAAAAAAUGUUUUUUUCUGCUUCCUUGUUCUUCCGUUUAUUCAGACAUCCGUAAACAGAACAUUAUCUUUUAUACAGAUUAGAUCGCGAUUUAGGUUUCGAAGCCAUUGCGUAUUUUCAAUUUUGCGCGAGCGCCAGCCCACUGCCAUACACCUGCCCGGGCGGUGCGCCGGCCAAAUAUACUUAAACUGCGCAGUGACACCCCCCUGUCCAUACAUUAUGCGGCAUUUCUGAUUGUCAAAUGUUAACAUCGUACAGUGCCAUCUGUCUGUCUCGGUUGCACUACUUGCACUAUUUUCUUAGACUUUACCCCGAGAUGUGAUAUUGCAAGUGACGCUUAUACAAUUAAUAAAUAUUUGCUCUGUAGUAUUACUGACAUUUCUGUUAAUCAGACAUAAUUACCUAAAUAUAGAAAAAUACCAAAUGGAAUUUCUUAAAAGAAAUCUAGUCAUAAAAGAUAAGAUAACGAACAUCAAGUAUUUCCUGAAUCUCCUGUAGGUACUUCUUUGAUAUAUACAUAUAUACUUGAAGUUGAAACUCUAGGUCCAUGGGGUCCCAGCGCGCAUAAGUUGUUUGCGGAAAUCGCGAAGCGUCUGGUUGACGUAACUGGUGACCGAAGAGCUGGCGGCUUUCUCGCACAACGUAUCAGCAUUGCGAUACAGCGGGGAAAUGCCGCCAGCAUCCUUGGUACAAUGCCUCAAGGGCCUAUUUUAGAUUUAAGCUAGUUAUUAAUUUCUGUUUACGUAGUACCACUGUAUAUAUCUUGUAUGUAAAUAAAUGAUUAAAUUUUCUUUACAUACAAGAUAUAUUAUAUGUAUUAUAUUGCAUUUAAAUUACGCAUAAGCAAAUCGCGCCGGUAAUGAAAUUACGUAGGUACAUUUACGGCCUAGAUCGGCAAUGUGAUCUUAACGCUGCGUCUUACGUAAGCGAACAAUGAGGGCUACCGCGUUUAAUUUCGCCGCUAGGGGGCUAGUGUAGAUGGAGGUCUUUCAAAAUGUCAAAUGCAUAGAAGUUUUGGGGGUUUCAAGCUUUUUUAUCGGGAAUUUUCACUCCUUAUUCAUAAUUGUGGUAAAUCUUUGUCCAUCUUUGAUUAAUUUUCAUUUCAUUUGUUUAGUGGUUUAAAAAAAGUGCCAACUAAAAUAUAUGCCAAAUUAAACAUGUUGAAAAAAUGGCACAUUCACACGUUAAAAUACCUUUGUGUAUAUUAGAACGUAUUGAUCUUAUAAAAAUAAGCAUAAAAGAAUUUGAGAUCUGUUUUUCUGGACCUACAUCUACAGUGGCGCCAACUAGUGACCACAAAAACGCUAGCCCUCAUUCGCGAGCGCGAAGCGGCGCGGCGUUCGCGUUCCCAACGACAGGAUUGAUUCACCCCACGCCGCAUUGCUUCGCUUCGCGUUCGCUUCUUGUUCGCCUACCUAGUACGCUGCGUGAGCGCCCUACAGGCACCGCGUCAUACACCUUUUAGGUUACUAUUGGAUUCUAAGUUGUAUUUCCAAUUCUAGGAUUAGGAUUUACCGGCCUUGUGUUCAUAAAAAGCUUGGCCCGCACCAACCACCAGCUUGGUCGCUUUUUUGAAAAGAGCCCGCUACACGUUUAUGCUUAUUUUCUGUUUUAUUUAUGUAUUUUAUUUCAGAACUUCCUAACACCACUAAACUACACACUUUUUACAGUACCGUAUACUUAUCACCGUCAUAUUUACCUAACUGUAACGUGAUCUGGGUUCCGGCAGAAUAUCGGUGCUUCGCUCAAUAGAGUGGAGCGUAUAGCUGAGUCGGAACCCUUUUGUUGUUGCUGCAAUGCACACAGCGUACAGCUAACCACUAAAAACUAAUUUUUCGUGUUUAAAUUUUUUUUUGUUAAUUUAAUUUAGUACAUAAGUUUUGUUCUGACUGCAAUGUACCUACUUAUAAAAUUGUGUGUUUUGCAGCAUCCAAAUAAACGUUUUAUCUAUCUAUUAUCUAUCACAUCCUCGCGCGCCGCUUUGGUGGAAACGCAGCCUUAUAUUACACCCGGCCGGCAAAUUCCUAUUUCCCUGCCUUUGUAGUAAAUGUAGUAAUGUACUAUUUUAUUAAAGUCUGUGCGGAAAUAUAAGAGUUAUUUCCUUACAUUCCGCGACUCUUUUCAUUUCGCACAGACUCUACAGACUAUUAAAAAAAUUAGUAGGUAUUCAUAGGAAUUACUUAAAAUGUGAGAGGCGUGUAUCGUUCGUGCUUGCUCUAAAGAGUACAUGAAUGGGAAAGAUAAUAAUAUAACCUAAGGUUUUGUAUUUUGUCAUGAUAAUAACUCGUAAUAUGAAUCUGUCUUUGUGUGUAAAUAAUGAAUAAAUAUA